Molecule: messenger RNA, 1207 nt
Organism: Emericellopsis atlantica
Lineage: Eukaryota; Fungi; Ascomycota; Sordariomycetes; Hypocreales; Bionectriaceae
Product: WW domain binding protein 11-domain-containing protein
Exons: 2
Coding region: 269-1030 (253 amino acids)
Biological process (GO): RNA processing
Source: RefSeq, a predicted model, not a curated record
CUAAAGUUGGAUGUCCGUUGGUCGUGACAAAGGGGCUGCGCACAGAUUGGUGUUGACUGGGUGCUUCGAGGAUGAUGCAGAGGUCUGCGCUUGUAAUGUCGCGCCAAGCGCUUAGUAAUCAUAUUUUCCCCAGCACGCGAGAUCGACUUUGACAUCAUGGGGCUUUUCUCUACGCGAACCAUUACGAUCCCCUGUGCAGCUUACAACCACGACAACCCAGCCCCGACGUGCCUCCUCCUCGCGAGCAAUUCUUGCCGCUGCUUCGACAAUGGCCAAAGAGCGCAACUACAACCCCGUGCAGGCCCAGCGCAAAGCUGACAAGGCCAAGGCGAUCAAGAAGGGCAAAGCCGAAUCGCUGGUCCGGAAAAACGAGAAACUGGCAAAGAAGAAUCCCGAGCGCAUCCAGAAGCAAAUCGACGAUCUAAAGGCCAUCACGACCAACGGCGGAAAACUCAGCAAGCAUGAGGAGCAGGUCCUCGAGGGCCUCGAGAAUGAGCUCCGAUCGGUCAAGAAGGCCAGGGACACACUAGGCGACCGCGCACCCACGUUCGGACGAGGCUGGACGAGGGAUCACGACGGCCCCGCGGUUCUGGGCAAACGACGACGCGGGUCCAACGCCUCCACGAGCGAGGAGGACGUGCCAGAGGACGUGCGAUCGAUACCGAUGCCGCGCGAUACGCCGCCGCCGAUUCCCAAGGACGUCCUCGACGCGUGGUACGCCAGACGGCGCGCGCGCCGCGAGGCUGAGAACGCCGCAGCCCACAAGAAGGACAAUGAGCCCAAGAAGGACGCCCCGCCUGCGGAAGCCAAGGUCACCUACUCCGCCGAGCCCGUGCGACGCGACCUCCGCAAGGAAGCUGUCGCCGCCUUUGUGCCCAAUGUCGUCAAGCUCAAGAUGGACAAGGGCCAGGGGCAAGGUGGCUUGAUGGAACCGGAAGAGGCUGAUCGACUGGAGCAGGAGGGGUACCUCAAGCCACAGCCGCCGCCCUCCAAGGCCGUGACAGUCGAGGAGGCCGAUGACGAGGAUUGAGAAAAAGCCGCUUGACUAAUACGCAAGUCAUAAACUACUAAUCGAGGCAAUAUGCAGCAUGUCGGCUUCGGCUUCGGCUUCGGUCUGCAUGCACUUUUGGGCCCCGAUGCGGUGCGGGUGCGGGCACCGUGGAGGUAGUCCGGGGAUGACGCGCCCGUGGACCAACCAGCAGUUUCA